Molecule: messenger RNA, 1608 nt
Organism: Arachis stenosperma
Lineage: Eukaryota; Viridiplantae; Streptophyta; Magnoliopsida; Fabales; Fabaceae
Exons: 6
Coding region: 92-1084 (330 amino acids)
Molecular function (GO): transferase activity; folic acid binding
Source: RefSeq, a predicted model, not a curated record
ACCAGGAUGAUUUUGCAAAAUUUCACCGUUCACACCACCACGAGCUUCCUUAGAUCCGCCACGUUCUCUGCCGUCAAAACGUCAACGGCGAAUGCGGUGCCUGCCUCACGUGCCCAUUCUUCAUCCACCGCACCCUUCGGAUGCUUCAUCCAUUCAUAAACCAAUGUUGAAGUCCAUGCUUGGAUGCUGCAAAGUAUACAUAUCAGAGAGCAGAAACAAGACUGCAUUAGAAUCUAUUGAAAAAGCUGCAAGUCUUUUUCCAAAGGCUCCCAUAAUCAACAAGUUUGAGGAUGUGGACUACAACAGAGUUGGCUACACUCUUGUCUCUGAGUUUGAGGAAUCAGAGCCAUCAUUGUCGUCGUCAUCAUCAUCAUGUCAAUUGACAUGUGCUGUGCUUGCAAUGGUGAAGGCUGCAUUUGAUGCAAUUGACUUUGGAUUGCACAGUGGAACUCAUCCUAGGCUUGGUGUUGUGGACCACAUUUGUUUUCACCCCUUGGCUGGUGCUUCCUUGGACCAAGCAGCUACGGCUGCUCGCUCCUUGGCUACAAAAACAGGCUCUACCCUGCAAGUACCUACUUUUCUAUAUGGAGCAGCACAUGAAGAAGGGAGGACGCUUGAUUCAAUCCGAAGAACACUUGGUUAUUUCAAGCCAAAUGCCAAUCAAAACAGAUGGAUUGGGGGGCCAACAUCACACACUUUGCCCCUGAAUCCAAACAGUGGUCCUGCUCAAGUGACUCCAGCUAAAGGUGUUUUGAUCAUUGGAGCAACGAAUUGGGUUGAUAAUUACAAUGUCCCUCUAUUAUCUUCUGAUAUUAGUGCUGUUCGUAGAAUUGCGAAACUUGUUAGCGGAAGAGGUGGUGGGCUUCCUUCUGUACAGGCCAUGGCACUUGCACAUGGUGAAGGUGUCAUUGAGGUAGCCUGUAACUUGUUGGAUCCGAAUAAAGUUGGUGGAGAACGAGUACAAAAUAAAGUUGAGUGCCUUGCAAAGGAAGAAGGUAUUUCUGUGGGAAAGGGAUACUUCACAGACUUCUCGCAAGAAGAAAUUAUUCAAAAAUAUUUGGAGCUGUUUAAGGAGAGAAAUUGAUGGCAAACAAUACCAGACUUUCCUCAGGUCUAACAGGGCAAUUUUAGAAGUUUGGACAAACGAAAAUCACGAGUAUGCUUCAAUUUGCAAAAAGGUUGAAGCUGUUGUGAAGAAACCACACACACCCCCCAUGGAGUUCAAUUCCACUAGCAAGGUCAGAAAGAAUAUCUUCCUUCUUCUUAGUUUCUGUUCAGUGAUCUUAUCUGAGGAAAACAUGUGUCUAUAGAUCAUAACAGAUACUAUACUGGCGAAGUUUAUGGAUUAACUGAGUAAUCACAUGCAUAUUUUAAGAUCAAAAGAAAACCAUAGACCAAUCCAUCUUAUUGUGCUGCAAAAUCUUUGUCUCUGAGGCGCGCAAUCUAGCAACUCUUGAUGCAAUAGAAAGAGUAGCAAGGCUGAACCCAGAGACCAUCAUUGUGAAGAAGUUUCCUGACCUGCCUUACAACAGAACCAGGUACACCCUUGUGUCUUAUGUACUGCAUGACUGCACAGGAAAUGCCAUAUACAGCCCCUUGCACCAAUCU